AUGGGCGUGGACAGUUUCUUCUGCUCACAAGACUGCUUCAAGCGGAGUUGGGCUGAACACAAAACCCUGCACAAAAGUACGAAUCCCUUCCGCAAUUUCAUUCCCCCAAAGGUUGUGUCUAAAGUCGAUCCAGAAAGCGGUCACUUCAACCCAUUUCCCACCUACCCUUUCACCGGCUCUUUAAGGCCUGUAUAUCCUCUGUCUCCGAAACGGGAGAUCCCCAAGUCGAUACCACAUCCAGAAUGGUCGCAGGACGGGAUACCCAGAUACCCAUACGUCCGCAAAAACAAUGUCCAGACUCUCGACGAAAAAGGCAUCGCGGGUAUGCGCAAGGUGUGCAGGCUGGCCAGAGAAGUCCUUGAUAUUGCUGCUGCCGCCGCAAAGCCCGGGGUGACCACCGACUACAUUGACGAGAUCGUCCACAAUGCUUGUAUAGAGCGCAAGUCAUAUCCAUCCCCUUUGAACUACAACCACUUCCCAAAGUCCGUCUGCACAUCUCCGAACGAAGUCAUUUGUCACGGCAUUCCCGACCAACGGGUUCUCCAGGACGGCGACAUCCUCAACAUCGACGUCACACUAUAUCACGAAGGCUACCACGGCGACCUGAACGAGACAUACUACAUCGGGGACAAGGCCAAGGCCGACCCAGACAAUGUCCGCCUCGUCGAAACAACGCGCCAAUGCUUGCAAAAGGCCAUUGAGCACGUUAAGCCUGGGGCGAAAAUCGGUGACUUUGGGGACAUCAUCGAGAAGCACGCCAAAUCCCAGAAUCUUAGUGUUGUCAAGACUUAUUGUGGCCACGGCAUCAAUUCCUUGUUCCACUGCGCCCCGAAUGUGCCGCAUUACGCAAAGAACAAGGCCGUGGGAAAAUGCAAGGCGGGGAUGACCUUUACGAUUGAGCCGAUGAUCUGCUUGGGUAGUUACAAGGACAAGACGUGGCCUGAUGAUUGGACAGCCGUUACCAGCGACGGAAGUCGCUCUGCCCAGUUUGAGCAUACAUUGCUGGUAACUGACGACGGGGUCGAGGUCUUGACUGCACGCCUACCAACUUCGCCUGGGGGUCCAAUUACGAUGCCAAGUUCUGAAACGACGAACGGAGAAGCAAAUGGUGAUGCAAAAGCCUAA
Molecule: messenger RNA, 1125 nt
Organism: Fonsecaea nubica
Lineage: Eukaryota; Fungi; Ascomycota; Eurotiomycetes; Chaetothyriales; Herpotrichiellaceae
Product: methionine aminopeptidase, type I
Exons: 3
Coding region: 1-1125 (374 amino acids)
Biological process (GO): proteolysis
Molecular function (GO): metalloaminopeptidase activity
Source: RefSeq, a predicted model, not a curated record